Rhea pennata is the source of this 4755-nucleotide messenger RNA. It is a transcript of the gene GFM1, whose product is annotated as G elongation factor mitochondrial 1. The record is from RefSeq and is a predicted model, not a curated record. Gene Ontology annotation, cellular component: mitochondrion. The coding region runs from base 21 to 2240 and encodes 739 amino acids. Lineage: Eukaryota; Metazoa; Chordata; Aves; Rheiformes; Rheidae. Gene Ontology annotation, molecular function: translation elongation factor activity; GTPase activity; GTP binding. The transcript is spliced from 18 exons. Gene Ontology annotation, biological process: mitochondrial translational elongation.
CCGGGAGCGGGGCUGGGGCCAUGCUGCGGGCGGCGCGGGCCGGCGCGGCGCGGCGGCGCCUGCAGCAGCUGCUCCUCGGCGCCUGUCGGCAGCGCUCCUCGGCGGUCCUUCCCAACGAGAGGAUCCGCAACAUCGGCAUCUCCGCCCACAUCGACUCCGGGAAGACCACGCUGACCGAGCGCAUCCUCUUCUACACCGGCAGGAUUGCCCAAAUGCACGAGGUGAAAGGUAAAGAUGGAGUUGGAGCCGUCAUGGAUUCUAUGGAGCUGGAGCGACAGCGUGGAAUCACGAUUCAGUCUGCGGCAACGUAUACCAUGUGGAAGGACACCAACAUCAACAUCAUAGACACACCAGGACAUGUAGACUUCACAAUUGAAGUGGAAAGAUCUUUGAGAGUUCUUGAUGGAGCUGUUCUCGUUCUCUGUGCUGUUGGAGGAGUUCAGUGCCAGACAAUAACUGUGAACAGGCAAAUGAAACGAUACGGCGUGCCGUUUUUAACGUUUAUCAAUAAACUGGACAGAUUGGGCUCUAGUCCAGACAGAGCAGUACAACAGUUGAGAUCCAAGUUAAAUCACAAUGCAGCUUUUGUUCAGAUUCCAAUUGGGCUGGAGGGAGACUUUAAAGGAAUUAUAGAUCUUAUUGAAGAAAGAGCUAUAUAUUUUGAUGGUGCACUUGGCCAGACUCUUCGAUACGAUGAAAUUCCAGCUGAAUUUAGAGCUGAGGCUGCAGAAAGACGUCGGGAAUUGAUUGAAUGUGUUGCUAACUCAGAUGAUCACCUUGGGGAGCUGUUUUUGGAAGAAAAGAUUCCUACAGCUGCUGAUUUAAAGCUUGCAAUCAGAAGAGCAACACUGAAAAAGUCUUUUACCCCAGUACUUCUGGGAAGUGCUUUGAAGAACAAAGGAGUACAACCAUUGCUGGAUGCUGUCUUAGAGUAUCUGCCAAAUCCUUCAGAAGUUGAGAACUAUGCUAUACUUAACAAGGCGGACUCUGAGGACAAAACCAAGUUCCUACUGAACUCUGCUCGAGACAAUUCCCAACCUUUUAUAGGCCUUGCUUUUAAACUGGAGGCUGGGCGUUUUGGGCAGUUAACUUACAUUCGCGUUUAUCAGGGGAUGCUGAAGAAAUCUGAUUAUAUCUAUAACACUAGGACUGGGAAGAGAGUGCGCGUGCAAAGACUUGUUCGUAUGCAUUCAGACAACAUGGAGGAUGUAAAUGAAGCUUAUGCAGGAGACAUAUGUGCAUUGUUUGGAAUUGAUUGUGCUAGUGGAGAUACCUUCACUGAUAAAACUAGUACUGACAUUUCCAUGGAAUCAAUUCACAUUCCUGAUCCUGUCAUUUCAGUAGCUAUCAAGCCUUCCAACAAGAAUGACUUUGAUAAAUUUUCAAAAGGCCUGAACCGCUUUACAAGAGAAGAUCCCACCUUUAAAGUCCAUUUUGAUGAUGAGAGCAAAGAGACCAUUGUUUCUGGAAUGGGAGAACUACACUUAGAAAUCUAUGCUCAGCGAAUGGAAAGAGAAUAUAGUUGUCCUUGCACUAUGGGAAAGCCAAAAGUUGCAUUUAGAGAGAACAUCUGUGCACCUGUGCAGUUUGAAUUUACACACAAGAAACAGACCGGUGGGGCAGGCCAGUAUGGUAAAGUUAUAGGAGUUCUUGAGCCUCUGGAUCCAGAGGACUACACAAAGUUGGAAUUCGAAGACAGAACUAUUGGCACAAAUAUUCCAAAACAGUUCGUGCCUGCUGUUGAAAAGGGAUUCCGAGAUGCCUGUGAAAAAGGUCCGGUGUCAGGGCACAGGAUAUCUGGAGUUCGGUUUGUCCUGGAAGAUGGUGCACAUCACAUGGUGGAUUCUAAUGAAAUCUCUUUCAUCAGAGCAGGAGAAGGAGCUCUAAAGCAAGCUAUGGAAAAUGCUUCUGUGCGUAUACUUGAACCCAUUAUGGCAGUGGAGGUGAUGGCACCCAUUGAAUUCCAAGGAGCAGUGAUAGCUGGCAUUAAUCGCCGUCAUGGAGUGAUCACAGGACAAGAUGGCACAGAUGAUUACUUUACUCUUUAUGCUGAGGUGCCACUGAAUGAUAUGUUUGGAUAUGCCACUGAGCUGAGGUCUUGUACAGAGGGAAAGGGUGAAUAUACAAUGGAAUACAGUAAAUAUCAGCCGUGUUUGCCCAGUACCCAAGAAGAAAUAAUAAACAAAUACCUUGAGGCAACAGGACGACUUCCUGCAAAAAAGGGCAAAGCUAAGAGCUGACUUUCUUCCUUUUCAGUGCAUUGAACAGUUUUUCACAAUCUUCUCUAAAGCUCAGUUGCCCAGGUGGUAGAAGAGAUGGAGGCUGGCUGGAUACAUAUGGACUGCAGUGGGACUUCAUUACAUUGUAAUAUAUGGUAUUCUUAGAAGUCACUGGAAGAUUGCAACUGAAUUGGUCGCUUGUAGAUGCCACUCAUUAACAAAAUAUAUAAACAUGAUAACAUUGAUAAUUUGUUUUGAAAUUUGUCUCAAUCCAUUUGUAUUAAAAUAAUUUUAUUUUUUUACUUGAUAAAAUACUGUUGUGUAAUUAGGCUAGUUACUGUUUCUCCGUUUUUGAAAGAUUAAAAAUCCUAGUUUAGGAGACUAAAUGUUAACUGCCUGAUAGGCACAGGGGAUGAAUUCUCAUCUAAUAUGGUCAGCAGUUUUCACUCAGAUGCUCCAAGCACAGAUUGUUUGGUCCUGCAAUUCACUUAGAGCAUAUAGUCUAGUAAAAAAAAUGCCGGUAUUUUCUUUUCCUCCUUCAGGAACAAUGUUAAGAUCCUCCAAAGUCAUAAUGGAUGAAUGAACAAAUUCACCUGUUAGCGGAACUGGCGUUUCACCAAAUCUGCUUACCACAGAUGGUACAAUGCGUUUGAAAAAAGUUGACAAGAAUUUACAUAGAAGUAAACUCUUUUCUAAACUAUGAGCAAUAUGAAUUUAUGUAUGUGUUGCUUACUUGGCUCCAGGUGCUCUACCUUCCUAAAAAGAUCUCUUUGUCAUAAAACCAAACAAAAGGAUUCCUUUUCCAGAAUCUUAAAAUCAAGAGAUCAUGUUCCUGUUGAUGCUCAUCUUGAGAAUCACUUAGUUAGAUAUUCUUCACUUACAAUACAGAGAAAAAUUGAGGCUGUUACAGUUAAAUGAGAGAGAGAAGAUACCACUUUUUUUUAAUGUUAUUACUGAAAGAUGUUCUGUGAAUUUUCCUUGCGUGCUUUCUCUUCCUGACUUACUCUGCUUACAGCAUUUUUGCAGAUUUCCAGUAAGCAGAUAGGGUAUGAAGUUCCAGUUCAAAACCAACUGCAUUCCUGGCACAGGAUUGUGGUUGAUGUUUACCAGACACGGACAGAACUGUAACGGCUGUGUUUUUUUGUCUCAGUCCUCAUAGAAAGAAAGUGAAAAUUAUUCAUUUUAAACUUCAAGUAAGUGCAGUAUCAGAGAUUUGUCAGGGGCACGUAAAUAUUAACUAAGCAUGGGCUUAAGGUUGUGCAUGUGUAUCAUGUUGCUUGGGGCCAAUUCCUUCUUGUUUUCCUUACAUCUGUAGCAUUGUUUUUGUGAAAAAAUUUCAGCUGGAACUAGUUUUAAGGAAAACCCUGCAGGUUCUCUUUCAUUUAGGAAUUUUCUUAAGCAAACAAAUAUUACCACACCUUUGCCAAAACUCAAAGAGGGCUUAUAAAAGCAGUAUGAAUGCAACUCCAAAGAAAGAAAUGAAAUAGUUGUUAUUUUAGUUGUAUUUUUCACUUUUAUGUUAUACUUUUUAGAGGUCAGUCAUGAUGUGAAAUCUUGGCUCUGGUUCUGCCAGAUGCGUGCUAGUUCUCUUCAAAUCUAACAUGGACGACGAGUCUGCACUCAGAGGAGCACAGCAUAGGUACAACCGAGCCACAGUAGGGUCUACUACACUAAAAUGAGAGGGAGGAAAAAACAACAGGUAGGAGGGAGGACAAGUGGAGAGCCAGAGACAGGGGAAGCACGGAAGGAAGCUCUGGCAAGAGCCUAAAGGGAACUGGGAAAGAUGGAGGGGUUGUAGCAGCAGCAACCUGAGACAGUGAGGAGCAUGGAACAAGGGCAGUCAUUUUUGGGGUGUCCUAGACCUUGUUUCUUCAUAUUUCUUUUCAUUUUUUUUAAUAAAGUUUUAGGUAACAUGGGUAGUGUAUCUGUUUUAGUUGAUUUCUUAGCAGUGAAGUUAUGGAACAGAACUUUCUUCUCUUGUUUGUAUCCAAUCUCCUGCAGAUAUUCUCAUUGCUGUUUCUUCGCAUGAAGAAUUCAGUGUGAAAGUGGAGUCUUGACUCAGAUAAUGUUUACUGUUAACAAUUUAAUCAUGGUAAUUGAAUUUUGCUCGAGUAAAACCUGCAUAGAUAAUUUCAGAUCUUGAUCCACUGACUGAAAUCUUGGCCCUAAAGACUUUGAUGGAAAUUUUGCCAUUGAAUUCCAGCUGGAUUGGUACUUCUGCAGAAGACAGGAUUGUGCAAUUUCUUAACUGAUAAAAAGGUUGUGCUGCUUACUUGGAGUCUAAGUUACACUGACUUGUCAAGUUGGAAACACAUCAUUCUCUGUCCUGGGUCCAGAAAGCAGUGGCAGAAACAAAGUAAGGAAGCUAAUCUUAUAGCUCAAUAUAUUGCUAAAAUAGAGCUCCAGUGUGCAAAAUCUCUAUUAUUUUCUUGUUUAAAUUCUAAAAAUUUGUAUUAUUAAUUUCCUAUUGAAGUUGUCAUUAAAAGCUCUGAUUACAUGUUUUGCCAGCAAAAAAUAAAAUACAGAGUAUGUGAAA